AUGGCCAUCCUGCGCAACACAGCUAUGGCCAAAUCCCUGCUACUGUUGGUGUUGGGGCUCACCCUUUUGAGUGAGGUGGCAGCUCGGAAACAUCUAAAGGCAGGGGAAACUGCUCUGUGCCCUCCUCUGGAGGAUAAUAGUGUGAGGGUUGACAUUCGCAUCCUCAGGCAAAACCGGGGUAUUUCCAUCUCAAAUGAUUUCCAGAAUCGCUCCAGCUCCCCCUGGGACUACAACAUUACGCGCGACCCCCACCGGUUCCCCUCAGAGAUUGCGGAGGCCCAGUGCAGGCACUCUGGCUGCAUCAAUGCCGAAGGGCAGGAAGACAUCUCCAUGAAUUCGGUUCCCAUCCAGCAGGAGUUCCUGGUCCUGCGGAGGGAGCCCCAGGGCUGCUCUCGCUCCUUUCGCCUGGAGAAAGUGCUGGUGACUGUAGGCUGCACCUGUGUCACCCCCAUCGUCCGCUAUGUGCGUGCCUGA
Molecule: messenger RNA, 474 nt
Organism: Nyctereutes procyonoides (raccoon dog)
Lineage: Eukaryota; Metazoa; Chordata; Mammalia; Carnivora; Canidae
Gene: IL17F
Product: interleukin 17F
Exons: 3
Coding region: 1-474 (157 amino acids)
Biological process (GO): inflammatory response
Cellular component (GO): extracellular region
Molecular function (GO): cytokine activity
Source: RefSeq, a predicted model, not a curated record